AAGAGGAAGAAAGAAAGGCGGAUUUGAGAGAAAUCGGUAAUUUUCAGGCUCACUCUCCUCGCCGCGGAAUCGCCUUUCGAGCCUCGAAGGGACUCUAGGGUUCAAAGAAUCUACCCCAAAAAUUCCCCUUUUCUCUUCUCUUCAGCUCCGAUCAAGUUUCUAAGGUGUUCAAGAGUUUUGAAAAGAUGGGACAGAGUGGCAAAGAUGAAAUUAUUGUCCGCGAGAUGGAGGCAUCUCAAUGUGCCAGUGCCAUGGUUGAGAUAAAUAUAAAGACAUUGGAUUCUCAAACGCACACCUUACGUGUUGAUAAAUGUGUCCCUGUUCCCGCAUUGAAGGAGCAAAUUGCUUCCGUUACUGGCGUUGUUACAGAACAACAACGCUUAAUAUGUCGUGGACAAGUAAUGAAGGAUGACCAACUCCUAUCAGCUUAUCAUGUUGAAGAUGGCCACACUCUACAUAUGGUUGUCAGACAACCCAUUCCACCAUUAUCAGAGAGUGCAGCUAGUAAUGCAGCGGCUGAUCCUGCUUUGAGUGCCGGUGACAGCCAGGGCAGUCAACGAUCACGAGUUGUAGUAGGAUCCUUCAACAUUGCUGAGCAAGCAGAUGGAGCUUAUUCAGACCUUGGUCAGAUUGUUUCAGCUGUUCUGGGUUCACUUGGCAUCUCUAAUACAGAAGGUGCUUUUGAAGGGAUUGAGGCUCUGGGUCCUCUUCAUGAGAGGCUGUCUCGGAGUUCUGGUCCUGACGCUGCAAGAGAUUCUUCUGGAGCAAGAUCUGUCACACCAAAUGCUAUGGAUCAGACGUCUACCCCCUUGACAUCUUCACAACCAGCAGCGGUUCCAGAUUCGUUGACUACCUUAUCUGAAUAUCUGAAUCAUCUGAGACAAGAAUUUGCUACUAAUGGCAGCAACGCUAAUAACUUGCAAAAUUCUGAAAAUUCAAUGGGCAAUGUGCAAGCUUCUGGUUCUACUACUGAAGAGUGUCGGAUCCCAAGACCAUCACAUUUAGCAGAAGUAUUACAAUCGACAAGGCAAUUGCUGACCGGUGAAGUAGCAGAUUGCAUAUCUCAUGUCGCAAGGCAGCUCUUGGAUCAUAGAAAUGUGACUGAUCCGUCAACCCGAAGGUUGUGCCAGUCAAACAUGCUUCAUUCAGGGUCCCUCUUGGAGAAUUUAGGCAUUUUACUUCUGGAGCUUGGCCGUGCCACCAUGAUGCUCCGUUUGGGACAAACACCGGAUGAUGCAGUUGUUAAUGCUGGGCCUGCAGUGUUCAUAUCCCCUACUGGAAGAAAUCCCUUGCCGUCCCAAUCCUCUCGGCUGGGAGCAAGUAUUGGAGGGUUACAAGCAGGAACUGCACAUUCUAGCGCUUUUACUGGGCCAUCGCUUGCCUCUGCCCCAAGAAAUAUUGAGAUAAGAAUACGCACAGGAUCUUGGAUGCCCUCUGGUGGAGCCAAUCAGAGAGAAGAAACUACUACACAACAAACUCCUGGGCAGGCAAUCCCUUCUGCAGCCAGCAUCAUCACUGAUUCUGUCCCCUCAAUGAGAGUGCCAUCUGAAAAUCCUCGAAAUCCUGUGGCCUUAGUUAUACCUGUUGUUGCAAGAUAUCCACAGGGAUCUUCUGGUGAACGUAGCUCUACUGGUAUUGAUGGUGUACAUCAGCCUGUUGCUGAAUCCUCUAGGCAGCCACAGAGCACCAGUACUCCCGGAAGAGAAGGUGAUAGCAAUUCUUCUCCAGGCGGUCGAGGUUUGUCUGAGUUGAGGAAUAGAAUCCAUCAAUUUUUGAGGCCCUUAUCUCGACGAGAACAUGUUCAAGUGGGGACCCCCCAGUCCCAGGUUGCAGCAAAUCCGUCUGCCACAGCGACCACAGAAACAAACGAAGCAGUUGCAAAUGCACAAGUAGAGCCGGCAACGGGGACAGAUGAAGGGAAUUUCAUAUCAAGUGUUCUUCAACAGAUCAUGCCUUUUAUAUCUCAAAACGUGCCCUCCUCAAGCUCAGAUGAAGCUGCAGGCAGAGGCAGCAACAGCGGUAGACAAGCGUCGUCAAGAGAGGUGCAGGAGGAGGAAGGUGCAGAGCGAGGAGAUUCAAGUCGGAGAUCUGAACUAUCGCCUCCAGAGUCUAAACGUCAGAAGAGAGAGUGAGAGAUUGUUGGCGGGAAAAUCAAAAGAGUGGAAGCACACUUUUUGAAGAAUGAUAGUUUUUUUUGUUGCUUCUUUGGUACUUUAUUCUGAGCUCUGUGAGAUUGUUGACGGUGUCAAUGGUAGUGGUGGUGUUACCCAAAACAUGUCCAUUUUUUAUUUUUAAUGAUGUUACUUCCGUCAGAUUUUGUAGAGUCAAUUAUAAUAAACUUAAGUGCAUAUACAAGACUUUCAAACAAGAA
Eutrema salsugineum is the source of this 2371-nucleotide messenger RNA. RefSeq names its product large proline-rich protein bag6. Gene Ontology annotation, cellular component: BAT3 complex. The transcript has 16 exons. Gene Ontology annotation, molecular function: polyubiquitin modification-dependent protein binding; misfolded protein binding. Lineage: Eukaryota; Viridiplantae; Streptophyta; Magnoliopsida; Brassicales; Brassicaceae. Bases 186 to 2132 code for a protein of 648 amino acids. The record is from RefSeq and is a predicted model, not a curated record.